Aspergillus welwitschiae is the source of this 345-nucleotide messenger RNA. RefSeq lists its product as uncharacterized. Lineage: Eukaryota; Fungi; Ascomycota; Eurotiomycetes; Eurotiales; Aspergillaceae. The transcript has a single exon. Bases 110 to 310 code for a protein of 66 amino acids. The record is from RefSeq and is a predicted model, not a curated record.
AAUCACUGUUCAUGUCCGAAGGCGGCGAUACUGUCGCCAUCAAGGAAUAGCGGGGCUCUGGUGGCAUUCGUGGCGGGGUACUAGUAUAUUGCAUUCCAGGGAGACAGGGAUGUGUCUAGUAGCUUGGAUGCAUCGUGUCCGUGCUGAUGAGUUGGUCACUGGGAUUCAGCUUAAUUCUUUGGCCAUCAUCUGGGCAAUGGCAUGUGAUGGUAUCUGGUAUCGAUCCCAGAGAUGUGUAUUUGCUCUCGUAAGUAUACAGGCGGUAAUCGAUGGCUUCUUAUCACCGACAAGACUGUAUCAAAGUAACUGAAUGAUCGUCUCUGCCCUUGAACAAUAUACAACUAA